This is a messenger RNA of Drosophila sulfurigaster albostrigata, 4074 nucleotides long. It is a transcript of the gene SuUR, whose product is annotated as protein suppressor of underreplication. Lineage: Eukaryota; Metazoa; Arthropoda; Insecta; Diptera; Drosophilidae. The record is from RefSeq and is a predicted model, not a curated record.
CGUCCAAGAAGAUGCUAAUUGGCUCAUUCUCAAUGUUUGUGAUAUUCUCAUAUUUGAAACUUCUCUAUAUACUCGUGGCAAUCUAUUUGGCCCUCCACCACGUCCACAUCUAAAAGAGAUCGAGCAAAUGUAUCAUUUGGUCUCUGAGCAAACAGCGGAAUUGCGCCUCUCCGACAAUGUGCUCAUCGGCAAUCAGACGACGCAGUAUCUUAAACCCUUUCAACUUGAAGCUGUGCGUUUCCUUUACGAUCGGUUCUCGAAAAAAGAAUUUUGUAUCUUUAACGAUGAGAGCGGAUUGGGUAAAACUGCCUCAAUUGCAGCGUUCUUGAGUGGACUGAACACGUCUAAGAAGACGCUUGUGGUACUGCAGAAUGAUGAUCACUUGUUGGCAGGCUGGCAGUUUCACCUCGGCGUUCUCACCGAUCUGUCCGUCUGUGUGGUAAAGGAUGUCAAUGACAGCACAGAGUCAGCGCAUAGCGUUUAUCUGAGCAAGUGGAGCAUUCUGCGUAGUAUCGGUGAUCUCAGCAAGCUGAAGUUUGACUACAUCAUUGUGGAUCAUCGUGGGUUUACGUUGAACAACAGUUUUUGCAGUUCCAUGCUGCUCAAGCAUUAUGAGGGCAAAGUCAACAUUGUGAUCUCUAGUGUGGACAUAACGUCCGACGUAAAACUGCUGUACAAUGUGCUGCGCUUGGGCGGUUGCCUGGAACAUCAGUACAAAACCAUUCACGCCUUUGAGCGCAAAUUCCAUCUGCCCGAUGUUAAGGAAGUGCUCAGCAAACGCGUCGAUCUCGAGGAAUAUUAUAAGCAGCGCGGCGUUCUAGGCGAAUAUAUCAAAGAUUAUCGCCUGCGUCGUUACCGCCAUCAGUUCGAGUCUUAUUUGCCAUUAGUCACUGAGGAGCAAUACAAGAUCAAUUUGUCUCGUUGGCUGGGAGAAAACAAUAGCAAUAGCACCAUAAGCCAAACAACUUUAGAGUCCUCAUCAGAGCCGCUUUCCACGGGCAACACAGACGAGAUAUCCGAGUGCCUGAGGAACAUGAAGCGAGAGCCCGAAACGACGGGUGGAAACGAUAAUGCCGAGAUAUUGUCCGAGUGCAGUGAUGAAGUCGUGGCCAUGGAACCGUUGUUCUUGCAAUUGUCUGAAUCAGAAGUUGAGGAUGCAUCCAAAGAGCGCGCCGAUGAUGAGAGAGAUGAAUGCCGCAGCCCAUUCAUCGAUGUUGUCACGGUCUCCAGCGAUGAUUGCGAGAUUAUAUCUCUACCAAAUACACCGCCACCGCAUCAGCCAACAAGGUCGCCAGCAACCAGAAAGAAACGGAAAUUCACUAAACGUUUGCAGCAGGCGGAAAAUAUUGAACUUACCGAAUCAGAGACAGAGGAAGCGGAGCCUUCAAAUAGCAACAGAAAGUCAUUAAAUGUUAGAUUGUGUCGUGUGAUGUUGCCACAAAAAAAGCACCAAGAAACGGAGACAGCCUCCAAGAGCGCAGAACCCAGAAAGGCACCAUUGAGAAAUCCUGCAAUGAAAAAAACAGAUGAAGAGAUGACUAAAAAACCAUCGAAUGAAAAGACAACUUCAAAAUCCACAGGGGUAUCACAGUCUGAGUCAGAGAAGGCAUCAACAUCAAAGUCAAAAGGGGAACAGCAGAAGACUCCAAUGAAAAAGUCACCACAGAGAGUUCAAGCUGUAAAUGUUGUGGCAGAUACAUCGACAGAUCAGCCAACAACAUCAAAGGCAACGCGGGGCAGAAAAUCCGAAUCUACAGGUCCAACAGAGCAGACUUUUAAGAAGCCACAAGAACAGAAGACGCAAUCGAAGCCAACGCAAUCAAUUAAAACAGUGUCCAAGACACCAGAAAAUGAAGCAACGUCAUCAAAGUCAACGCAGUUAAGGAAACCUGCAACUGCAGCGUCGAAGACGCCGACGCCACAAGCGGAGACAAAGUCAACGCAAGUGAAGAAACCUGCUAAUGUGACCCCAAAGAAGCCACAGGAACAGACAAAGUCUAAGACAGCAAAAGAAGAAACAGCAGCAACGAAAUCAACACAGGCCACGCCAAAGAAACCAUCACAGACGACGGCAAAGAAGCCACAAACAGAAAAGACACCUUUGAAAUCUAAACAGACUUCUCCUAAGGAGGCAACGGAACCGAAGACAAAGCAAGCUAUGAAGACUGAGCCUGCUAAUUCCAAGAAGACGCCACAACAGAAAAAGACCUCAGCAGACGAGCAGAUGGGACCACUCAAACAAGAAAGAUCAGCGACUCCCAAUUCAGAGCCAAAGACGCGGCGUUCAUACUUACGCGACAGGAACUCCGAUGAUGUGGACCAACGACAGACCCGUGGCAUGCAACGACUGACGCGAUCUGCCGAAUCGCGCAUACAAAGUAAAUACAUGUCACCUUUGAAGGCUUUGGAAUAUGACAAGAAAAGCCCAGUCAAAGGCAAGCGUAGCCAUGAUGCGGUUCAAACACCAAAAGCGAGUAAACGCAAGCGGGAGGAAGAUAACGUUAAGCAGGAGGAGACAGCGGACAACAGAUCAUCGACAACAAUGACAGAAGACGAACCACCGCCAAAAAGAAAAGUAGGUCGCCCACGAAAAAGAACGCAGGAUAAUCAAAGAGUUGUCACGCCAGAGGUAACAAAGAAAACGGAGAUAGCUCAAAAAGUUGCCACGCAAGAGACAUCAAAGCAAGCGAAUAUUACUCAAAAAGUUGAUAAGCAAGAGUCAUCAAGGCAAGCGAAUAUUACUCAAAAAGUGGACACGCCAGAGCUGCUCAGUUCCGGCUCCAAUGCCUCCGACUAUUCGUAUCUGCAGUGCGCCCAAAAGCUGCCCGACAACCUCACCGAGCUGGAGGCCUUUCAGGACUUUCGUAUACCCGAGGUGCCUCAGGCGACGCCACUAAUGCUGUCGUCCAGCUUGAAUGUGAAUUUCUUCAGCGACUCGGAGGUGAUCGUUGUGCCCAGCUCCAUACCCAAGCAAGAGGUUGUGGUGAUCAACAGCUCGAAUGAAGAGUGCUCACAACAGUCCAACACGCAAAGUCGACGCACGCGAGCCUUGAAGCGAAAGGUGUCCAAGGAACCAUCACAGCCAAGCGCAUCCACUUCCAAUUUUGGUCUGCUGCUCGGCGAGCAGCGUGCCAGAGUGAACAAAUCGCCGGACAUCUUUAGCAAUUGCUCCGAUUUGUCGCAGAUUACGUUGGCGCAACCUGUGCCCCAGCCAUCGCCUUUCGAAGGCUUCAAGAUCUUUGGCUCCGAGGUGAAACAGCAUCAAGUCAAGACGCAGCAAUCAAUAGGAACUCAAAAGAAGCGAGAGCGCUCUUGCCUGGACAUCUUAGAGAACAUGUUUGAGCCACAUAAAACCAAGACCAACAAAUCUGGCAUCAAUUUGCUGCCCAUGUUGCCGAGUCCAAAGAAGCAGCUGCCACAGCGUCGCUUCACUUUGCUUGACGAGGAUAUCUUUGAGAUAACAAAUAAUGGCGAAUUCGGUAGUCGACUGCGUCUCAACUCUAAUGGCCAUGUGUCGCCUGUUCUUCAAGUGCAGCAGCAGCAUCAGCAGCAACCACAAGCCACGCAGCAAUUGCAACAGCGCAAUAAAAUAACAAAGUACUUGAUAGGUUCUGGUUGCACACCCGAGGAUACUGGCCAACGUAUUCAGGUGCUCAGUCCGGCACAACGCAAAUCACCGAAAAGUAUCAAGUCGACGCAGUCAACGAAGCUGACACGUUGGUUUGGCACCGCCGAUGCGACAACCUCACAAAGUGCACCCAGCACUCCACAGGUGCCAGCUGACAAAGCAGCCGCAGCUCGUGUGGCACGAAGUGGCGGACCAACGAAGCGCAAGCAACUUAAUCUCUUCAAGUGAUAGAAGGAUAAAGAUUACAAGCAACAUCAUGAUCUAAUUGAAAAAAGACUCGAGAGACCAAGACUCAAGUCGUGCUUUGACAACUUGCCAAGGCUUUAACGAAAUCCGUUCGAUGGAUUUACAAAUAUUUUUAAGAUUUUCCCUUUAAUGUGAAGUCGAAGAAUUCACAAUUCUAGCACAAUUGAGUUGUAGCCACUCAUUAAAUUAACUCUAUCGUA